Molecule: messenger RNA, 1644 nt
Organism: Ochotona princeps (American pika)
Lineage: Eukaryota; Metazoa; Chordata; Mammalia; Lagomorpha; Ochotonidae
Gene: ZNF322
Product: zinc finger protein 322
Exons: 2
Coding region: 250-1452 (400 amino acids)
Source: RefSeq, a predicted model, not a curated record
GUUGCGCAGCGAUCUGCGUUAGAGAUCUUUCGAAGCCCGAAAGAAGACAUUCUCUCUGAGUCUCUUGUCAUGGAUUGGAGCUACCAAGUAAGGAACUGGAAUAUAUGAUGCUGGAAACUUACAGAAGGGACCUGCCAUGACAGAGAGACCUGAAAGACACAUACUCUCCAAUUCUCAACAAAAUGUCUGUGAAGGCAGUUAUGGGUCAUGAAGACCAGUGGAAAGCUCCCUGAGAGAGAGCCAUAGAAAAUGUACACUUCCGAAGAAAGAUGUAAUCCGAGAACUCAGAAAAGGAAAAUAUAUCAUGUGGGCUCUCAGAAGGGUAAAAAGAUUUUCUUACAUGUGCGUGAGAUUUCUCAAGUAGAUGAUCAACUAUCCCAGUGCCUUGAAUGCCAACCAAACUUCCGUAAAAACUUAGCUUUUAUUAUGUGCGAGAGAACCCACACUGGGGAGAAACCUUAUAGAUGUGAUAUGUGUGAGAAAACCUUUCUCCAAAGUACAGAUCUUACUUCACACCAGAGGAUCCACAAUUAUGAGAAACCUUACAAAUGCAGUAAAUGCGAGAAGAGCUUUUGGCAUCACUUAGCCCUUUCAGGACACCAGAGAACACACGCAGGUAAAAAGUUUUAUACGUGUGACAUCUGUGGCAAGAAUUUUGGUCAGAGCUCUGAUUUGCUUGUCCACCAGCGAAGCCAUACAGGCGAGAAACCGUAUCUGUGCAGUGAGUGUGAUAAAUGCUUCAGUCGCAGCACAAAUCUGAUAAGGCACCGGAGAACUCAUACAGGUGAGAAACCAUUUAAGUGUCUGGAGUGUGAGAAAGCUUUCAGUGGGAAAUCAGAUCUUAUUAGCCACCAGCGAACACACACGGGCGAAAGGCCCUACAAAUGUAAUAAGUGUGAGAAGAGUUACCGACACCGCUCAGCCUUCAUUGUACAUAAGAGAGUUCACACUGGGGAGAAGCCCUACAAGUGUGGUGCCUGUGAGAAAUGCUUUGGCCAGAAAUCAGACCUGAUUGUGCACCAGAGAGUCCACACAGGUGAGAAGCCGUACAAGUGCUUGGAGUGCAUGAGGAGUUUUACUCGGAGUGCCAACCUAAUUAGGCACCAGGCAACUCAUACUCACACUUUUAAAUGCCUGGAAUAUGAGAAAAAUUUCAACUGCGGCUCAGAACUUAUUGUGCAUCAAAGAAUUCAUAUGGAGGAGAAACCACAUCAGUGGGCUGCGUGUGAGGGUGGUUUCCUUUUCGGUAUGGAUUUUGUUGCCCAGCAGAAAAUGAGAACUCAGACAGAAGAGCUUCAUUAUAAAUACAGUGUGUGUGAUAAAAGCUUCCACCAGAGCUCAACUCAGCAUCAGACAGUGCAUGUUGGUGACAAACCCUAUAUCUGCAGUGUGGGUGAGAAGGGUCUGGAGCUCAGCGCCCCCCAUGCGUCGGAAACCUCGCAGAUCUCCUGACCAACAAAUUAUGGUACUGUAAAAAUGUAUUCACAUGUCAGAGAGCUAACUAAAAUGAAGAACGUAGGCAAAUCUCUAAUCUUCCUCCGUGCUGAAACCUCAGCAGGGAUCUGAGAGCGUAUGGUUGUAGGUAGUGUAAAACGCCUUGCCCACUAACAGACCGCCGUCUCGACUAGUUGUUGCAAUGAAGAC